AGAAAUUUUUAUUCAAAAUGCACGUUUUUAUACAAUAAAAAUCAGUGUUUCAUAUAUUUUAACAUACGAACUUAUAUUAGUCGAACGAAUUUAAAAAUAAAAAUGGUUGUUUACGUAAGAUAUCCAGAUUCCUAUUGGUUGUCAGAAUGGCAAAGACCAAAUUAUUAUUACAGCCAAUAUAUUAGACCAACGAGAUUUACUAGGUUGUACGCCCCUACAUAUUGGGCGCCUUCGACCACCUAUACAAGAAGAUAUUAUUACGAUGAUGAUAUUAUCCCUAUUUCUACAAGAAUAAGGUAUAGAAGUAGACCACAAGUUUUGCAAAAUUUCGUUGAUGAUAUGGCUUUACUUUCUUAUAAAAAAGACGAUGCUGUAAAGAUGGUCCUAGUAAGAUACCCAAUAUCUUAUUACAGCUCUUUGUGGCGAGAACCAGAUUAUUAUAACUAUUAUUACCGACCGCUACGAUGGUACAGAAAUUAUUGGCCUUUAUAUUGGUACUCUAGUAGCUAUUGGCCCUCAUGGAGGUCAUACUACAGAUAUCUUUUAGACGACUAUUGGCCAAGCUCUUAUAGAUAUAGAAGCUCAAACUGGGCCUACCGCCUUUCUAGUUUUAUAGAUGAUAUGGCUUUAUAUUCACGCAAAAAUGAUACUGAAGUAAGACCAUAA
Messenger RNA from Brassicogethes aeneus, 666 nucleotides. The record is from the annotation of a GenBank genome assembly. NCBI's taxonomy places the organism in Eukaryota, Metazoa, Arthropoda, Insecta, Coleoptera, Nitidulidae.